UAUGGGAAGCCCUCUCAGCUCCCAAGUCUCAACUGUAUACUCUUCCUCCCCUUCUAUAAAUACCUACACAUGCUGACCUUUCUCUCCUAAAGACUUACUUUAAACAGAGGAACCGAAACAUCUGGGAGAUGAGCGAGGGAUUGAAGAAGGUCUACCAGGUUUGCGAAGAGAUCGGUAAGGGAAGAUUCGGUACCGUUUUCCGGGGCUUCUUUCGGUCUUCCGGCGACUUCUUCGCCUUGAAAUCCAUCGACAAGCGUCUCCUCUCCGACUCCGUUGACCGAGAAUGUAUCGACAAAGAGGCAAAGAUCAUGCAACUUCUUAGCGGCAACCCUAAUGUCGUUCAAAUCGCCGAUGUUUACGAGGACGAUGCGUAUCUCGACAUCGUUAUGGAGCUUUGUGAUUCUUCCGACCUCUUCGAUCGUGUCUCCAAACGCACUUUCUCUGAUGUCGAAGCUGCUGCUAUUAUGUUGCCUUUGAUGGAGGCGAUCGUUCAUUGUCACCGGAGGAGUGUUGCUCACCGUGAUAUUAAGCCAGAUAACAUACUCUUUGACAGUGGAAAUCGGUUGAAGCUGGCUGAUUUUGGAUCUGCUGAUAUCUUUCACGACGGGCUACCCAUGAGAGGGAUCGUUGGGACGCCUUACUAUGUUGCUCCUGAGGUGCUUUCUGGAAGGGAUUACAAUGAGAAGGUGGACGUUUGGAGUGCGGGAGUUAUUAUGUACAUAAUGUUGUGCGGGAUCCCUCCUUUUUAUGGGAAUUCUGUUGCUGAGAUCUUUGAGGCGGUGCUUCGUGGGAAUCUCCGCUUUCCGACUCGGAAUGUUUUCUCUGUGUCGCCGGCGGCGAAGGAUCUUCUGCGGAAGAUGCUUUCAAAGGACGUCUCCAAGAGAUUCUCAGCAGAGCAAGUGCUCGGGCAUCCAUGGAUCACAAGCGGAGGGAGAAGCUCGAUCGAUGAAUUGAGACAAUAGAAGAAAGAAAAGCCUCGUACAUUAAUACUAAAUCUUAGGUUCCAGUAUUGUACCGAUGAAUGAAGGUAACUAACCCCAAGGGGUAGCGGAGUUGAAAAGGAACUUCUACCUCAAGAACGGUGUGAUAAUUUUAAGUUCGACUCCUCUUAUCUCCUGGGAACACUCACACGGUUGUUUAGUCCUCUUAAAAAUUGAGGAAAUAAAACUAACUUUUUCUAAAUGAAAGAAGUCAUCCCUUGGUGCUGUGUUGUGCUAUGCUCUAGAACUACCAGAGCUCACUACAAGAAAGAGGAUGUUUUAACAGCAGAUAUGAGUCACAAGAGGUGAUGGCGGUUUUUUGCAAUCUUAGUAAGAGAGAUUUCAUACAAAAAUGUGAAUGUAAAUUUUAUGUAUAAAUAAAAAAUGGGGAUCUAUCUUGAAUGAAUUACUGUUAUAUGUGGUAAGGAGAAAGGCACUCUUAGUAUGA
This is a messenger RNA of Macadamia integrifolia, 1428 nucleotides long. Its product is annotated as phosphoenolpyruvate carboxylase kinase 1-like. NCBI's taxonomy places the organism in Eukaryota, Viridiplantae, Streptophyta, Magnoliopsida, Proteales, Proteaceae. The record is from RefSeq and is a predicted model, not a curated record. The transcript has 2 exons. Bases 129 to 962 code for a protein of 277 amino acids. Gene Ontology annotation, cellular component: cytoplasm; nucleus. Gene Ontology annotation, molecular function: ATP binding; calcium/calmodulin-dependent protein kinase activity; calcium-dependent protein serine/threonine kinase activity. Gene Ontology annotation, biological process: protein autophosphorylation; intracellular signal transduction; peptidyl-serine phosphorylation.